Messenger RNA from Penaeus monodon (black tiger shrimp), 1844 nucleotides. Its product is annotated as solute carrier family 46 member 3-like. Gene Ontology annotation, cellular component: membrane. The record is from RefSeq and is a predicted model, not a curated record. Gene Ontology annotation, molecular function: transmembrane transporter activity. The coding region runs from base 172 to 1629 and encodes 485 amino acids. Lineage: Eukaryota; Metazoa; Arthropoda; Malacostraca; Decapoda; Penaeidae. Gene Ontology annotation, biological process: transmembrane transport. The transcript is spliced from 5 exons.
AGACCGAGGCAGCGACGGUAGAGCCAUAGCAGCGGUCUGAGAGCAGGAUGUUCCGCCUUUUUCUUUAAGCCCUCACACUUUUUGGUACAUUCGUUUGGGUAAAUAACAGCCCAUGGUGUUGUAUGUAACACCGUAGUUUGUCUUUGCUAAUUCUUAAGCUUUUUUAUCAACAUGGCGGGGAAAUACAACGAAAAAACUCCUCUCUUUGACAAGAAGAAAACCGCAGAACCGUUGGCUUCAAACUGCGGCAACUGCUUCGUCAGAACAAAAAGAAUCCUCUCGUAUGUAACCGUCGAGCCAGCUCUGGUCUUGUACGCCCUUGGCUUUGGUCUUGAAUCGGUUUUCAUGACCAACCUGUGGGUGGACAAGACCUGCCUCAUCCACUAUGGCUUCGGCGAGGGCGUGUGUGCCAAACUGGACUCCGGAAUGUACACGCAGCAGCAGGACACGGUGCAGCGUCUGGUGAAUCAGUACAACGUGUACAGGCACAUCGUGGAAUACCUGCCGGCCCUCGUGGUGGUGCUGCUCCUGGGGGCGUGGAGCGACCGGCGCGGCCGCCGACUGCCUAUUCUCGUGCCUGCGUUGGGGCAACUCCUGAUGGGCCUCGGACUGGUGGCCAACUCCUACUGGUGGUCCCUUCCUCCCUCCUUCAUCCUGCUGGCCUACUUCCCCGUGGGCUUGACCGGCGGCGCUAUGGGGCUGUUCAUGGGCAUCUACGCCUACGUGAGCGCGACGUCUACUCGGGAAGCCCGCACAACACGCAUGUCCGUCGUGGGUGUCAUCCUAUUCCUCGUGUCCCCGGCAGGCAAAUACCUGGGUACCGUCAUCUACGGCUGCGGCGGAUACGUUGCUGUUUUCGGAGCCAUGGCGAUGCUGGAUUUCCUCAGUGUCCUCUAUGUCCUGGUGCGCCUCAAGGAGCAUCCUGAAGGCGCCAGGGCCGAGACUUCAAGCAAGGCGGGCGUGUGCGAGGCCUUGUCCCCCGCCCACUUGAAAGUCGCGUUUCUGGCGGUGUGGCGGCCUCGCGAGGGACGCGCUCGGACCCAUAUCCUUGUGCACAUUUUCAUCGUCUGCGUCCAGGUGUUCAACUUCGGUUUGAUUAACUAUGAUUUCCUGUACACGCGCAAGAGGUUCUCCUGGGAUUAUAAUGACUUUACUUUGUGGUCUAUUGUGAGCAUGCCACUCUCCUCUGCGGGGACGAUUGUGGUGAUACCUCUCCUUAGCUACUAUUUCCGGGUCGAGGAUUCCAUGCUAGGCUUUGCAGGGGGCGUGUCAGCUCUCUUCACGUACGUGCUAAGGGCCACCGCACCGGCGCCCUGGGUUUUUUACCUGUCCACGGUUGUGAGUCUCCUCUCAAGCACAGUCUUGGUUGCCUCCCGGGCUGCUGUGUCCAAGUUAGUGGAGAAGACCGAACUAGGCGCUGUAUUUGCUGUUCUCGCCGCUGCAGAGACUGUUACCCCUGUGCUUUCCUCCUUUGUGUACACCUACAUAUAUAACGCCACACUGGAUACAUUUCCGGGUACCAUUUACGUCGCAGCAGCCGUGGGUAGCGUUAUCAUCUGCUGCAGUUACGUAUGGUUGCUUACCCAUGGAGUUUACAAGUACGCCUACAAGCAAGUUCCACACCCGUAAGAUAUCAUUUCAAUAACAAAAACAAUUGUCAGUUGUUUAACCAUGAGAAGUCUUUUUAUUUUACCGAUUUCGGCGUGCGCUAAAGAUUCACGGAGUUACUGGACGCGCCCAGGGCUAAAUUCACAAAUAUUUAGUACAAAUAUUAGUAUUAUGACCAUUAGCAUCUGAAUAGCUUCACUGAUACUUAAGUGCAAUCUUUUAAUCAUUCGAAUUUU